UGGUUACUUUGGUAGUCUAUGAAAUUUCAAAUUAUCCCCAAAAAUUACUGUAAGCAAGCCCUUCCGAAAACCUGAAGACCUCGAUCGCAAAAUCCUAAACCAUAAUUUUCUCUCUACUGCAACAACACAUCUCAGAUUUUGAAGUUUGAAUUUGCAUUUGCAUUUGUCAGCGGUAUAUAUAGUGUGUACGUCGAGAGAGAGAGAUGCCGAAGCGAACGACGCAUACGUAUUCUAGCGAGGACGCUUUGCCGGAAGGCCCUGAUUCCGAUCUCUUCGUUUACUACUGCAAGCCUUGCGGCUCCCAUGUCCUCAUCACCGAUACACAAUUGCAGAAAAUGCCCAAAAGAAAAACAGACAAUGCGUAUGUUUUGGACAGGAAGAAGCAUCUUGCAAGGCUGAAUACUAGCGAAGCAGGAAAGAUCCUCUUAAAGCGUGGUGAAGGGAAAGUGGAGAGGCAGUAUCGAAUGAAUUGUGUGGGUUGUGAGCUUUUUGUUUGCUAUCGUGCAGAAGAAGACCUGGAGUCUGCUUCGUACAUAUAUGUAGUUGAUGGUGCGCUCAGUACAAUUGCUGCUGAAACUAAUCCACAGGAUGCUCCUGUUCCACCUUGCAUAUCACAAUUGGAAGGCGGUCUUGUGCAAGUAGCCAUAGAAGUUGAAGACCGUGCACAACGUUCUGCAAUCACGAGAGUAAACGCUGAUGACGUUCGAGUUACUGUAGCUGCAGUUGCUGCCCGAGGAGAAGCUAACAAUGAACUUUUGGAAUUCAUGGGGAAGGUGUUGGGUCUAAAAUUAAGCCAGAUGACACUUCAACGAGGGUGGAAUAACAAAUCAAAGCUCCUGGUGGUGGAAGAUUUGACAGCCCGACAGGUGUACGAGAAGCUUCUCGAAGCUGCACAACCAUGAACUCGAUAGCUUGGAGAGUUCAUCUGCAGCUGUUUUAUAUCUUUUGCUAAGAAUGUGACUCUGUGUAGUCUAGUAUGAAGAUGAUGUUUCAAACCCAAGAGUUUUGGACAUGGGAUUCUCAGCUUUCCAAUUCUGUAACACAAAACUAUUUCAUUCGCAAAAUGAAAUGUCAUUAUUCA
This is a messenger RNA of Salvia miltiorrhiza (redroot sage), 1081 nucleotides long. RefSeq names its product UPF0235 protein At5g63440. The record is from RefSeq and is a predicted model, not a curated record. The transcript is spliced from 7 exons. NCBI's taxonomy places the organism in Eukaryota, Viridiplantae, Streptophyta, Magnoliopsida, Lamiales, Lamiaceae. The coding region runs from base 204 to 902 and encodes 232 amino acids.